ACAAGCCAUGUCUUAAUCUACAGUCUUAACUUGUAGCUCUCUCACUUUCACACUUGUCCAUGAAGACAAUUAACCUUGCUCUUCUCAGGUGCCACCUUUUAUUUUCAGUGUUUUUCUAAGUAGUAGUGAAAGCCAUGGCAAAGAAGAAGAGCUGGUGCAGUGUUCUGAAAAGGCUUAUUGUUCUGGGGAGGGAGGCCAGAUUAGAGAAGGCGAAGCGAAAGAGGCCAAUUGGGAGGCUGAGAAUCAAAUGGUUGGCCUUGUUCUCAGCUCCACCACACCCAAAAGAUGAACAUGAAGCCUGCAGAGAGGAAGAACUGGGAAACCAUGCCACCAUGGUUAUAGCUUCUGCUGCAACAAAUGCUGCAGAUUCUGUGCCUUUCGUGCCCGGGGGGGAGCCUUGCUAUGUUUCUCAGCCUGCCCAUCACCAUAAAGAAGAGAUUUCAGAACUGUCAGAAAAUCCUCACCUCCAUGCUCAAAAACACUGUUGUAACUAUGAUAUAGAGAUUCAGACCCUUGCUUCCAUCAAAAUUCAGACAGCUUUUCGCGGUUAUCUUGCAAGAAAAGCGUUGCGAGCAUUGAAAGGACUAGUGAGGCUUCAAGCAAUCAUUCGGGGCCAUGCUGUUCGUCGCCAAACUAUUGCCACGCUUAAGCGCCUGCAGUCCAUUGUAAACAUCCAGUCAGAGGUCUGUGCCCAGAGGUGCAACUUAGUGAACAACACAACAGAGUUUCAAGAAAAUCAGUACCAGGACCUAAGAGAGAGAGAUAUAAAGAUAGAUUUGAACAGCCAGAAAAGGUGGGAUAAUCGAGUUCUGUCAAAGGCGGAAGCAAAUGCUAUGUUCUUAACCAAGAGGGAUGCUGCAAUCCGGAGAGAACGCAUAAGGGAAUACUGGUUAAGUCAUAGGAGGUCUGCAGAGUCAGAACAGACAAGUGCACAUACAAAUCAAAGGUAUUGGCUACAACAAUGGGUAGAUGCCCAACUAGCCAAAAGAGAAGAUCUCGAAAACCUGGGAACAGUUUUCUCUGCAAGUGCAAGAAUGAAAGACAGGUUUGAUCAAAGAGAAGCAAAGCCAAAUAUGCUGAAACAAUACAAGACAGAAAGUUUGAUGUCUCCAAUUCGGGCGCCAAGAAGAUCGUUUAACAACUCUAUCGGGGAUGACAGCCCUGUGGCAUCCCCAGCUGUGCCAACUUACAUGGCAGCCACUGAAUCAGCCAAGGCAAGAGCUAGAUCACUGAGCUCCCCAAGGCUAAGGCCAACGAAGUUCGACGCCUAUUCCGAGAUUAAUUCCCCAUACAAGUAUAGGCUCUCUCCUAUCUCCUCUAUUAACAGUGAGGUCACUAUAACCAGCAGGGUUCUACAUCCUACAAGCCUGUCACAAAGAUCACCAUGCCUGAAGAGUGCACCUGGUCCUGUGAGAUCAAGCAGAAGCCUAAAGAACAUUAGCUUGGAGCAAGAUUUGUGAUGCCCAAAUUGGGAACCCUAAUAGUGCCCACCAGAUGAUUAACCAGACAUGAUAACAUUUGUAACAUUUGGAUGGUCUGCUUACAUAUUUCAGUUCAUAAUAAAAACUGUUAGGAUCAAGCAUUUAUCACUGCGCAAAAAUCAACUUUAUUUUC
Molecule: messenger RNA, 1614 nt
Organism: Ipomoea nil (Japanese morning glory)
Lineage: Eukaryota; Viridiplantae; Streptophyta; Magnoliopsida; Solanales; Convolvulaceae
Product: protein IQ-DOMAIN 14
Exons: 5
Coding region: 135-1460 (441 amino acids)
Molecular function (GO): protein binding
Source: RefSeq, a predicted model, not a curated record